AUGCUGUCAGACAUGGAGAGGCUCAUUGAACUCAUCGUCCAGGGAGACCAAGACUCUGUCCAAUUCCUACUGGACAGCUACAACACCCAGCAUGCACAGUGCUUCUUUUUCAACACUGAGGCACAGGAGAGAAAAAAGCGUCUGGCUUCAGCCCUGCUGUCCUUCAUCAAUGCUCAGCUGCAGCCAGCCGUGUUACGGGUUUGCCUGCAUACGCUGCGUAUCCUGUCCCGGGACCGGCGGGCCCUGGGGUCCAUGGUCACUGAUGGCGCCCUUUUUACCUUGGCACACCUGGGAGGCAUCAGCCCACAGCAGGAGAACAGUGAGGAGGAGGAGAAGGAAGAGGAUGGGGAGGCGUGCAAGAAGGAGGCCAUCAAAAUCUUGUGUAAUGUCAUCUACAACAGUCCCAGGGCCCAGGAGAGGGCCAGUAAACUCAGGCUGCUGCAGGGUCUGUGGGGGAGUGUGAAGCAGGGGCUGUGUAGCAGCGUGCCGUGCAGCGGUCACUUCUACAAGCUGAGAUUGCUCUUCUUACUGACAGCUCUGAGGCCUGAGCUCCGGCUGCAGCUGCAGCAGGAGCGUGGGGUAUCCGUACUGACCAAAGCUCUGGAACAGUGCCUGGCGGUGAGCUGGGGGGAGGGACAUGAGGUGCUGAGUGACAGCACAACUCCUCCCAUCUCCAUGGCGAUGUCCCAGGAUGUCAUUGAGAUCCUCAAGACACUCUUCAACAUCACCCACAUGUCCCACAGGCAGGAGCCAGACGAGGAGGAUGCUGCUCUGUAUCGCCACCUGGCUGCUGUGCUGCGACACUGUCUGCUGCUGUCAUGUGAUGCAGAAGACAGGCUGGAGGAACUCCAAGGACACACUGUGAAUAUCCUGUCAGCUCUACCGCUGACGUGUCUGGACGUGCUGCUGUCUGUCUGUGUGGACCAGGCAUCCCAUCAGUGGGAGGGAGUCAACAUGGACUGUGUCCACGCACUGCUGCAGUUUAUGGACAGACGUCUGAACAGGGGUCAGAGGCUGAAGGAAAGACUAACGCCUGUACUCAACCUGCUGACUGAGAGCUCUCGGGUACACAGGGAGACGCGGCACUACUUACGGCAAAAGAUUUUACCUCCACUGAGGGACGUUGCCAUCCGACCUGAGCAGGACACCACAGUGCGGGGCCAGCUGGUGCGCCUGAUGACCCAUGUUGACACGGAUGUGAAACACUGUGCUGCUGAGCUGCUCUUUGUGCUCUGCAAGGAAAAUGUCAGCCGCUUUGUCAAAUACACGGGGUACGGCAACGCUGCAGGGCUGCUGGCAGCUCGGGGACUGCUGCACGGCAGGAGGAAUUCAGGAGACAGACAGAGUUCUUCUCACUACUCUAGUGACUCCGACUCAGACACAGAGGAGUACCGGGAGGCCAAAGCCAGGAUUAACCUGGUGACUGGCCGGGUGGAGGCGGAGCAGCCUGACCCGAUGGAGGGCAUGACGGAGGAGGAGAAGGAGGCGGAGGCAUGCCGCCUCAUCAGCAUGAUCAACAGACUGUCACAGUGA
This is a messenger RNA of Plectropomus leopardus (leopard coralgrouper), 1533 nucleotides long. The record is from RefSeq and is a predicted model, not a curated record. NCBI's taxonomy places the organism in Eukaryota, Metazoa, Chordata, Actinopteri, Perciformes, Serranidae.